GGGUGCACACCGUUUUUUUUUGUUUUUGUUUUUAAAGGCGGGCAGAGGGAUGGUGGAUGUGCAAGCAAAAGAACGGAGGACAGAGCGGAGGUGAGCGAAGGUGGAGGAAAGGGCAAAGAGAUGGCUGAUGUGCCGGCGCUGGAAAAGGUGGAGGAAAGGGCAGGGGGAUGGCCGAUGUGUGGGCAUCGACAAAGGUGGAGGAAAGGGCAGAGGGAUGGCGGAUGUGCGGGCAGUGGACAGAGGCCAAAGCGGAGGUAAGCGAAGGUGGAUGAAAAGUUGGCGGAGGCGGAGAGGAGAUGGCGGGAAGAGGUGGACCGGAGGUGGCGGAGGCGAAGAGGAGAUGGCUGGAGGCGGCGGACGGGAGAUGGCGCGGGCAAAGGGAUGGCGGAUCAAAGGCCAGAGAGGAGGUGAGCGAAGGUGGAGGAAAAGUGGGCAGAGGCAGAGAGGAAAUGGCGGGAGGAAGCGGACAGGAGGUGUCAGAGGCGGAGAGGAGAUGGCGGGAGGAGAUGGCGGGACGAGAUGGUGGGACGAGAUGACGAGAGGAGGCGGAUGGGAGGUGGCGGAGGUGGAGAGGAGAUGGCGGGAGGAGAUGGAUAGGAGAUGGCGGGAGGCGGCGGACGGGAGGUGGCGGAGGAGAAGUGGCAGAGGAGAAGUGGCAGAGGAGAAGUGGAAGAGGAGAAGUGGCGGAGGAGAGUUGGCAGAGGAGAAGUGGCAGAGGAGAAGUGGCGGAGGAGAAGUGGCGGAGGAGAAGUGGUGGAGGCAAGGGAGGAAAGAGAGUGGAGAUGGCGGGGGGAGGCGGACAGGAGGCGGGCGAAGACGGAGGGGAGGUGGGCGGAGGUGCGUGAAGGCGGGCAGAGGUGUCGAGAGGCGGAACGGGAAGUGGGCGGAGGCCGAGCGGAGGCCAGGCAUAGGUGAGCGGUGGCCGAGGCCAAGGAGAAGAGGCGAAGACGGGGGAGGAAAGAGAGGAGAUGGAGGGGGGAGGCGAAAGGGAUGUGGGUGGAGACGGCGGGGGGGUGGGCGGAGGUGGGCAAAGGCGAGCAGAGGUGUGUAGAGGCGGAACGGGAAGUGGGCGGAGGCCUAGCGGAGGCCGGGCGGAGGUGGGCGGAGGUGGGCGGACGUG
This is a messenger RNA of Chara braunii, 1120 nucleotides long. The record is from the annotation of a GenBank genome assembly. NCBI's taxonomy places the organism in Eukaryota, Viridiplantae, Streptophyta, Charophyceae, Charales, Characeae.